AUGGCCAAAACGACGGUUGUGUUUUACAACAUAAUUAAUGACAAAGAGGACAAAAAUUCACAAAACGUUUUUUACAUCCCCAAACCGAUUAAUUCAAUAACGUUACAUGAUAUACGAAAUGGGUUUCCCUUGGCUGGCACUUACCACUUCAGAUUUAAAAUAAUUCAUAAUAACACCCCUGUGUGGGUUGAUAUCAGCGAAGAGUCCUCGCCAAUACCCAGCUUGAAUUCAUGUAUAUACGCCAAGGUUUUGAGACUCAGUUGGAUGGACCACAAGCGAACAAAGGAACCUCCUGGCGGGAAGCUUCUCGAUGAAGGUGUUCCAAAAUUGUACAAAAAUGAGAAAACCAUUUUCGACAUAAAAGAAAACAAACCACAUGACCAUGUGCAGAUGAUGAGUAAGACAAAGGGCAACAUUGACAUGCUGCUAUUUGAAAGCACUCCACAUAAGGAAGCUAUGCAUGUGGACGGCGGCAAGCGGAAAGGUAAGGGCGCGGAGUGA
Plasmodium fragile is the source of this 501-nucleotide messenger RNA. RefSeq lists its product as uncharacterized. The record is from RefSeq and is a predicted model, not a curated record. NCBI's taxonomy places the organism in Eukaryota, Apicomplexa, Aconoidasida, Haemosporida, Plasmodiidae. The transcript is spliced from 3 exons. The coding region runs from base 1 to 501 and encodes 166 amino acids.